UGUAGCCACCCCCGACACAGCUUUUAACCCUCGGAUGCGUGAGACCCUCUUUUGCACAAUGUUUAAUUAGUAUCGCGGGGGUCCCGCGGAUUAAUCCUAGGAUUAAAACAUGAUGUCCUCUGAAACCAGCGACGGAGGUAAAACGGGGGUGAGAAACUUGUGAAAAAUUUUCAACAUAAGUAAAACCACACGGAGCGAAAAGCAUUAGUGCACGCUGCUUUUUAGUUUAAUUCUCCGUUGAAAUUUAUCGUGUGAUCACUUGAUUUACGUAUAAUUGAAACGUAUCGUAAACUCUAUUUUGUGUACUUAUUUGUUUGUUUAUUAUUUUUGCAGAUAUGUAUGUGCAAAAGCAAACACAUAGAAGCAUAUUUAAUUAGGAAGUACGUAAUCUUUUAUCGAUUUGCAAAGGCCUCCGUGGCCAACUUUAAUUAGGAAGCACUGCCAUAUCGUACAGCGAAUUUGUCAUCUUUUCAUACUUUUCUGUGAUACAGCUCUCAUAAUGUAUAUGAAAUUGGAGAUAUUGAUUUACGUUGUUUCAUAUUGUUAAUUUUUUUAGGGAAAACUGCAUGUCGUUUGUUUCUUUUAAGUUAUAUAAAGUUUCAUAAACGUUAAAUGAAUUUCAUCAACUUUAAAUGUCCUUGAAAUAAAAGUAACAUUAGAAAAUUUAAGUCAUAAAAUACAAUUCCUGAUUUUAAUUGCCAUUCGAAGUGUGUACGAUACAAAAUAUAUUUUACAUCUAUUUCAUGUAAUAUUUCCUCGUUUGCUUUUUAUACAGAACGUUAUUUAGAACAUUUUAGCCUUACAUGAAAUUUCCUUUAAUGAGUAAAGAAAAAUGUCUAUCGCUUUAAACUAAACUUUUUAAAAAGCUGAGAGAAUCGUCGCGAUUAACUCUUAAACGCAGGACUGUAUUCUAUGUGAUCUAAAUCCCUUUUAGACUUAAAGCAAGUUUCGCGAAAGAAAAAGUCUUGAAAGAGGAGAUCUCUCCUGUUGACUGAGAUAUUAAUUAUACUUCGAUAUUCUCGGGAAUAUAAUGAUUAUGUACUUGUAAAGCGAAUUUCGAACGCCCUGGUAAGACAUUUUAGGAUUACACCACACAAACACAUACAUACACACGAGGUAUUAGUAGCCGUAUUUCACUUCCUUGCUACUGCAAAUGUACGUGUAAUGUUUGUGCAUGGGAAAUGUAAGGCUUGAGUUUUUGACACAAUAAUGAUGUGUCUUACGGAGGUAUAGUUGCGCUACCACUUGUGAAAGACAACCGGGCGAGUCGACGAACUUAAAUUUUCAGUGAUCUACUUCGGAAAUAUCGCGCAAUAUACUUCUAAAGGCGAGAGAAGGAGAGAGAGAGAGAGAGGGAGAGAGAGAGAGAGAAUCUUUUUAAUCGUACAUGCUCGUAUGUUCCAUUGAAAUAAAAUAAUAUAUAUAUAUAUCCGUACAGCAAUUGUGUAUUGUGUAAAUCUCAGACGUGUUCACGAAUGGUAGUCGAUUUAUAUCGCGUCACCAGACUACGUGGAAAAAAUAUUUGAAUUUGUAUUUUCGCUACUAAAUGGAAUCCUUCUGUGAAUUAUAGUAUACAACGGCGGCUGAGCGGGAUCGGGCGAUAAAUUGAUUUCAAGCCGGGUAACACCGGGCAGAGACAUAGUACGAUCGGGUAUAAGAAUAACUGCCUCAUGACAGCCGCGGUAGUUACUCAGCGUGCUACAUUUUGAUUCAUCCCGUUCGCCCGCCGUGAUUACACCUUGUUUGUUUCUGACUACGGUUGUCCGACGGCACGUGGAGGCCAGAGAAUCCACGGCAAUUCUACGUGAUCGCCGGCGCGACCUAUGUGUACUUACCAAGCUGGGGUUCCAUGCAGAUGGAAUUGAUAGACAAGACAUUGCCGCACGCAAAGUUUCGAUUCUUGGACAUGCAACACGAUAUUGGAUUGUUCAGGCUGAGGAGGCCUCUUCGUACGAAUGCGUACGUUCAAUAUGUUGCGCUCCCACUGGAAUACGUCGCGAAUUUGCAGAAAAUGUAUAUAGAGCAUUGCGUCGUGGUUGGAUGGGGUCGACACAUACCUGAUUCAAAUAAAGGAAGCGGGACGUACUUACGGCACGUUCAGAUACCCUUGAUCUCAGCAAUCGAAUGUCCAAUGCCAAAUGUGCACAAAGAAGCGCAAAUAUGCGCCGGUUUGCUGGAAGGUGGUCGCGAUGCCUGCCAGGGCGACAGCGGUGGACCAUUGAUGUGUAAUGGAACACAAGUAGGCAUUGUAUCCUGGGGCGAGGGAUGCGCCCGUCCGAAUACAGCGGGCGUAUAUUCCCGCGUGGAUUUUUAUCUGGAUUGGGUGAACGAGACUAUUCAACGGAACGGAGUCUCGAAGUACUCAUUUCGACCCGUGACUUCAAUUGUCUUCGUGAUUUAUUACUUGUAUUUGUUCUUAUCGUGUUAAUUGUAUAUCCUAAUUGUCAUAUGGUAUGAAGAACAAGCGAAGAACGCAUAAAGCUAUAAAAUAUA
Messenger RNA from Odontomachus brunneus, 2493 nucleotides. RefSeq names its product trypsin-1-like. Gene Ontology annotation, molecular function: serine-type endopeptidase activity. Gene Ontology annotation, biological process: proteolysis. Bases 1850 to 2428 code for a protein of 192 amino acids. The record is from RefSeq and is a predicted model, not a curated record. Lineage: Eukaryota; Metazoa; Arthropoda; Insecta; Hymenoptera; Formicidae. The transcript has 5 exons.